AAUCAGUUUAACAAAGUGAAAAUGUUUCUCUUCGAGACUCACCGCUAUUUUGUUGCUGUUGGAAAAAGGAAAAAACUUCAACACCAGGCAGAAACGGCGACAUUAAUGUCACCCAACACGGACUGCUGACUAAAGGCGCUGCCCUGGACCAGCUGAGGGCCUGCAGCCCCCAGACCCCCGGCUAAAAUUUUCAGAUAAUUUCACCAGCCCCAAAUCACAUCCCUGGACCCCGCCCUCAGAAAAGUGUGAACCCCAGGUAAAGAGAUCAGACUCGCCAGAACCCAGCUGUGUCUCCAUGAAAAGUGAUGGGUCUAUGGAGAUUCCUCUGAAGUUUAAAAACCCCUCAUCUGAACACAGAACGCUCCAGGUAAAGAGAUCAGACUCACCAGAACCCAGCUGUGUCUCCAUGAAAAGUGAUUGGUCUAUGGAGCUUCCUCUGAAGUUUAAAAACCCCUCAUCUGAACACAGAAAGCUCCAGGUAAAGGGAUCAGACUCGCCAACACCCAGCUGUGUCUCCAUGAACGUCUGUGCAUCCUCCUUUGCGCUUUAACAUGGGAAACCACUCAUCUGUACACAGGUUGAGGGACCGUGGUGUCUCAGAUGAAGGCCCUGCUGCUGUUCCGCCGAUGGUAAACGCCCCAGGCGUAAUGGUGCUGGACAAUGCAAUGGAAGAUAAUGAAAAAGAGGAUAUCCUCUCUACUGUUGAGGAUGAUGAACGAGAGGGACCGAUUGAACCCCAGGUAAAGAGAUCAGACUCACCAACACCCAGCUGUGCCUCCAUGAAGAGUGAUUGGUCUAUGGAGAUUCCUUGGAAUUUUAAAAACCCCUCAUCUGAACACAGAAAGCUCCAGGUAGAGAGAUCAGACUCGCCAACAGCCAGCUGUGUCUCCAUGAAAAGUGAUGGGUCUAUGGACCUUCCUCUGAAGUUUAAAACCCCCUCAUCUGAACACAGAAAGCUCCAGGUAGAGAGAUCAGACUCGCCAACACCCAGCUGUGUCUCCAUGAAAAGUGAUGGGUCUAUGGAGAUUCCUCUGAAGUUUAAAACCCCCUCAUCUGAACACAGUGUUCUACAGAUGGCAGGUGACCGAAGAGAAAAGAUCAUCAUCACAGAUACGGGACACGCCCCAGAAUCUGCUGCUGGAAAUGAGGUCCAGAAAAAGCUCAAAUUAAAUCUGAAGUUUCAGUGUUUAAAUGAAGUGAUGAUAAAACAGGACAACCGAGCGCUCCUGAAUGAGAUCUACAUAGAACUCUGCAUCACCGAGGGAGACAGUGGAGACGUCAGUAAAGAGCAUGAGGUGAGACAGAUCGAGGCAAAGUCCAGGAGAAAAUCAACAGAGGAAACACCAAUCAAAUGCAAUGACCUCUUUAAGCCCUUAUCUGAAGAAGACGAACCCAUCAGAACUGUACUGACAAAGGGAGUGGCUGGUAUCGGAAAAACAGUCUCUGUGCAGAAGUUCAUUGUGGACUGGGCUGAAGGGAAAGCAAAUCAGGACGUCCACUUCAUAUUUCCACUUCCUUUUAGAGAGCUGAAUCUGAUGAAGGACCAGAAACUGAGUCUAAUGGAGCUCCUUCAUGUCUGUUUUAAGGAAACAAAAGAAACAGAAAUGUCCAGGUUGGGAAAGGUUCUGUUUGUUUUUGAUGGAUUGGACGAGUGUCGUUUCCCUCUGGAUUUCCAGAACACAGUGAGUGUGUGUGAUGUAACUGAAUCAGCAGCUGUGCAUGUGCUACUGAUAAACCUGAUCAAAGGGAAUCUGCUUCCCUCUGCUCUCAUCUGGAUCACCUCCCGACCAGCUGCAGCUGAUCAAAUCCCCUCUGAGUACGUCCACCGAGUCACAGAGGUACGAGGGUUCAGUGACCCAAAGAAGGAGGAGUACUUCAGAAAGAGGAUCAGUGAUCAGAGCCUGGCUGAGAACAUCCUCACACACCUGAAGUCAUUAAGAAGCUUCUACAUCAUGUGCCACAUCCCAGUCUUCUGCUGGAUUUCAGCCACUGUUCUAGAGAGAAUGUUGGGUGAAGCAGAGAGUGGAGAGAUCCCCAAGACUCUGACUCAAAUGUACACACACUUCCUCAUCAUUCAGACAAACAUCAUCAGAGAAAAGUACUCAAAGAAGCAGGAGAGUGAUGAAGAAAUGCUUCUCAAACUGGGAAAACUGGCUUUUCAGCAGCUGAAGAAAGGCAACCUGAUCUUCUAUGAGGAAGACCUGAGAGAGUGUGGCAUUGAUGUGACAGAAGCAGCAGUGUACUCAGGUGUGUGUACGCAGAUCUUCAGAGAGGAGGUUGGGCUUCACCAGAGUAAAGUCUACUGCUUUGUUCAUCUGAGCGUUCAGGAGCAUCUGGCAGCUCUGUAUGUGCAUCUGACCUUCAUGAAGGAAAAGAGAAAUGUUCUUGAUCAGAGUCGGUCCGUUCAGACAGUUUCAGAUGUACACAGGAGUGCUGUAGAUCAGGCCUUAAAAAGUCAGACUGGACAUCUGGAUCUGUUCCUCCGCUUUCUUCUGGGUCUCUCACUGGAGUCCAAUCAGAAACUCUUACAUGCCAUGGUAACACAGACAGGAAGUAGCUCCCAGAGCAAACAAGAAACAGUUCAGUGCAUUAAGGAGAAGAUCAAUGAAAAGCUUCCUGCAGAAAAAUCCAUCAAUCUGUUCCACUGCCUGAAUGAGCUGGGUGACAGUUCUCUCGUGGAGGAACUCCAGCGCUACCUGAAAUCUGGAAAACAAAGUGAACUCUCUCCUUCCCAGUGGUCUGCUCUGGUGUUUGUGUUACUGACUUCAGCACAGGAGCUGGAGGAGUUUGACCUGAGUAAAUAUACCAGUACAGAGAAGAUACCAGAGUGGGUUCUUGUGCAGGUGAUGCCUGUGAUUGCAGCAUCGAGAAAAGCAAUUAUCAGUUGUGAUGCAAUUAAAUGGAGAAGUGGAACAGCUCUGAUCUCAGUGCUCAACUCAGAAACCUCCAGUCUGAGAGAACUGCAUCUGACUGUGAGUACACUGGAUCUGUCUGGGAAUAAACUAGGAGACUCCGGAGUAACGCGUCUCUGUGCUGUACUGGAGAAUCCUCACUGUAAAGUGAAGAUACUGAGCUUGCGGAAAUGUCAUGUCUCAGGUGAAGGCUGUGCUGCUCUGUGUUCAGCUCUGAGAUCAAAUCCCUCACACCUGAGCAAACUAGAUCUGGCCUUUAAUAAACUCGGAGACUCAGGAGUGAAGUGUCUCUCUGCUGUACUGGAGAAUCCUCACUGUAAACUGGAGACACUGAGGUUGUGUAAUUGUGGUGUCUCAGAUGAAGGUUGUGCUGCUCUGAGUUCAGCUCUGAGAUCAAACCCCUCACACCUGAGAGAACUGGAUCUGUCCGGUAAUAAACUCAGAGACUCAGGAGUGAAGUGUCUCUCUGCUGUACUGGAGAAUCCUGACUGUAAACUGGAGAAACUGAGGUUGUGUAAUUGUGGUGUCUCAGAUGAAGGCUGUGCUGCUCUGAGUUCAGCUCUGAGAUCAAACCCCUCACACCUGAGACAACUGGAUCUGGCCUUUAAUAAACUCGGAGACUCAGGAGUGAAGUGUCUCUGUGCUGUACUGGAGAAUCCUGACUGUAAAUUGGAGACACUGAGGUUGGGUGAUUGUGGUGUGUCAGAUGAAGGCUGUGCUGCUCUCGCUUCAGCUCUGAGAUCAAACCCCUCACACCUGAGAGAACUGGAUCUGUGUAAGAAUAAAAUAGGAUCCUCAGGAAGGAAGCUGCUCUCUGCUCUUAAGGAUGAUAAACAUUACAAACUUGAGACACUCAGGUUGUGUAAUUGUGGUGUCUCAGAUGAAGGUUGUGCUGCUCUGAGUUCAGCUCUGAGAUCAAACCCCUCACACCUGAGAGAACUGGAUCUGGCCUUUAAUAAACUCAGAGACUCAGGAGUGAAGUGUCUCUCUGCUGUACUGGAGAAUCCUGACUGUAAACUGGAGAAACUGAGGUUGCGGGAAUGUCGUGUCUCAGGUGAAGGUUGUGCUGCUCUGAGUUCAGCUCUGAGAUCAAACCCCUCACACCUGAGAGAACUGGAUCUGGCUUGGAAUAAACUCGGAGACUCAGGAGUGAAGCGUCUCUGUGCUGUACUGGAGAAUCCGACUAAACUGGAGAUACUGGGGUUGUGUGAUUGUGGUGUGUUAUAUGAAGGUUGUGCUGCUCUCGCUUCAGCUCUGAGAUCAAACCCCUCUCACCUGAGAGAACUGGAUCUGUGUAAGAAUAAAAUAGGAUCCUCAGGAAGGAAGCUGCUCUCUGCUCUUAAGGAUGAUAAACAUUACAAACUUGAGACACUCAGGUAA
Neoarius graeffei (lesser salmon catfish) is the source of this 4292-nucleotide messenger RNA. RefSeq names its product NACHT, LRR and PYD domains-containing protein 12-like. NCBI's taxonomy places the organism in Eukaryota, Metazoa, Chordata, Actinopteri, Siluriformes, Ariidae. The record is from RefSeq and is a predicted model, not a curated record. Gene Ontology annotation, molecular function: protein binding.